Aphanomyces astaci is the source of this 1795-nucleotide messenger RNA. RefSeq lists its product as hypothetical. The transcript has a single exon. NCBI's taxonomy places the organism in Eukaryota, Oomycota, Saprolegniomycetes, Saprolegniales, Verrucalvaceae. Bases 159 to 1526 code for a protein of 455 amino acids. The record is from RefSeq and is a predicted model, not a curated record.
CCAAACUACUCGUUUUGGAAACGAUAUCUUGACAUUUGUAUGUAAUUCAAUUCACAAAUAGCACUACUAAAUAUAAUACAUGACAACGUAUGCGUUGUGACAGGGCGAAGAUUUGGACAUCGUGCCGUCUUUAGUCACUGAAGCCAUCAUCAUCAACGAUGAGCCGAGAAGCGCGCAAGACGGCGCAGAUCUGGGCGUCCAUUGAGAAGAUGCAGAAGAAAGAGGAUGAGCUGAGUCUGUCGGACAACAGCUCGGACAAGACCCUCAAACAACAGCGCAAGAAAAAGAAGCACAAGCAAUCGCCCAGCGACGAUGACACACCUUCGACAGGUCCUGGCAAGGUGGCUGCGACCAACGAGCCUACUAGCCUCGGCAACAACGAAAGCACCUACCACACGAGCAUGUUGACGCUGCACAAGAGCAGCGAGUUCAUGCGCAGCAGUCCAUUUGUCCCGCCGCGGAAGAAGUGGGUCAGUCGAUGGGAAACUCACCACCACCAAGGCCCCCAGGGCUCCCACAGCGAAGCCGAAGUAGCAAGGCUGGGUCACGAUGAAGAGCCUCUCACCAUAGCACCAGACAACAGCAGCAGCGUUCCUACCUCGACCACGUCCUCCGCGACUCUCGUCGUAGGGACAGAUGAUGCAAUGGGUGAAGUCUUAACAUCGACAUCUCCACCAGCCUCCAGUACGCAGCACCUCGUGAGUCCACAUCACGCUCCAUCCUCUCAACUAACCCACCCACCUCAUUUGGACCACCACGCGACAUCGGCAGCCACGACUGUCCCUACCAUCGAACUCCCAGCGCCGCCGCUCCCACAGGAGUCCCAAGGUAUUCUUCACCCGCCAUCCGCUGUAAAAGGCACAAUCCCAAACUCCCGUCCAACUUUCCAAGGGAUUCUUCCCCACGAAACCGAAGCAGAGGAAGGCGAGUACACUGCCAACAGCCCCACCAACGCCGCAGUCGCCCCACAGGUGGUUGUCGACCUUGGUUCAACCGACUUAUCACCGCGUGGGCCCAUUGACUCGAUCGUUGCCGCUCCGUCCGUAGCAUCUUCUCGUGUACAGCAGGAAGAACACGUGCCCAUUGAAGGCUCGGAUGGGAUCGUUCCCAAGGAAAUUUCCCCGUCCGCUCCAGUAGUGGCGUCCCCCGUGAUGAAUGCGUUGGGCUCCCGUCGCAAACGCAAGUCCUUGUGGGAUGUCGGUGAUCCCCGGGUCGAAGAAUCUGGGGAGUUUCCCAGGAAAUUGCCCAGCAAUCCCCACCGACGAGGAUCGGAAGGUGGGGGCUCUGGUGGCAGUCGCAGUGCGUCGGCGGAUGGUCGUCGUCGGUCGUGGUCCCGGUCGUAUCCGAGUACUACUAGUAGUAAUACUAGCGGGACCACCUUUACCAACGCAAGUUCCAACCACCACAACUACCCACCACCUUCAGCACGGCGGCACACACCACCCCCACAGCAGCCCCCAUCGUUCCUUAAACCGAGGGACCCUCCGGCCCGCUCCAUGUCGUCGUCGUGGCUGCCCAGUAGAUAACGAAAAGUGUACCGUUCAUGUACACAUACAUCCCUAGGUCGGACAGGUCCUUCUCGACAGGUUGAAAGGGCACUUUACCCUUUGUUGGACAAGUGGGAUGGGGUCAUAUAUUUGCAGUAUCGUGGUCACGACGGGCGAGACACUAGUAUAAGGUGAUUCAUGUAAUUCCGGUCCAGCUUGGCCUACUUUGUGAGUGCCAUAACUCGUCACCCAUUCAUCCGAUGAGGCUGCAGUAUAUCGUUAAUGUUAUCGCAGAAUUUGAUGCCUGA